UAGUAGCCCCCCAGAUUUAUAUCUGAUUUGAACAAUUUAUUUAUAUAAAUUAUUCAACAUUUCACAAAAAUAUAAAGAAUUGAUUCUGUGCAGAAAUUCUGCUUUAAGUAAUUUCAUUUGACCGGUUUUAUCCACGAGACUGUCAAUUCUUAGUUUGUCUUAUUUGUCAGAAAAUAUGAUCUCCACUUGUAAACUGGCUGGGCGCGCCACCACCGCUCGGGAGAUGGACGCUGCGUUGGCACUUCUCCAGCUGCACGACCAAGCCCCACACAGGGCUCAAGAAUUGCCGCUAAUUGAGAACGGUAUGGACAUGGAUGACACAGCCACGGUAGCAUUGUAUUUGCUAAGAAUGUUCGAGCCAGCCAACGUCGAAAGCACCGCUGCCGUGAGCCAGCCCGGUCCUGUCGCGAGUUCCACACCGAAAGUUAAGAAGACAAUUUUAAAAAACAGAAACGCGAACUCUGUGGCUAAUGAUAAUCUGGUACCAAUAGGAUUGGGACAUGCCAAAGUCCCAUCCCAAUUACUGAACAGCAUUCGUUGGACUCCAAAAACAUAUACGAGCGCCACACGAAAGCUAUUGAUGGCAGUGUUUCCACGAAGCGUGCUGGCAACCCAUUCUUUGACGGGUAAGGCUUCUCCAGCCUUCCAGUACAAGCCAGCUAAGGAGAAACUAAAUGCACAGCUUGUGGAUGACAUUGUGCAUACCGUGGUGUCGAAAUGUGGCGUUGCGGCAAAUCUUGUGCGCACUAGCAUCACAACAAAAUGUGCAGAUGAGAGCAAAAUGCUUCGCUCUCGUCUAAAGAAGCAGACUAACAGUCGAAAAAAUCUCGAGAAUAGGGCACCGCGAUCUACGUCAGAAUCUAAUUAAACUGGAGUCCACAACUGAAGAACGUCGUCGCGCCGCGGAAAUGUGAAACCGAAAGUCAGAAAGACAAUGUUAAAAAGUAGAAACGUGAACAUUAUGGAUAAUGAUAAUCUGGUACCAAUAGGAUUGGGACAUGCAAAGGUUCCAUUUCGCUUCCUGAAGAGUAUUCGUUGGACUUCAGAAAGACACAAGAAGCCACAAGAAAGCUGUUGAUGACAGUGUUUUCAUGAAGUUAAAUAAUAAUACCUUUAAGUUUUGUUACAAGAAGAAACUAAUAAUGCCCAGUUCGUUGAAGACGUUGUGCACGCCGUGGUGUCGAAAUGUGGCGUUGCGGCAAAUCUUGCCCGUACUAUUUUCACAAACAAAACGUGCAGAUGAGAGCAAAAUGCAUCGCACACGACAAAAUAAAAAGAUCAAACGAAAAAUUCGCGAGAAUAGAGGCCUCUUCCGACGACAGAAACUGACACAACUAUAGUGUACCUUACAUCCUGAAGAACCAAAAUUCGCGUCGCGGAAAUUUGUCCUAGGUUAAAAGUGGCGGCAGUGAAGAUCGGUUGAGGACUUGAGGUUGAGCCAGUAGGCAGAUUUCCCACACGAGCUAAUGCAUUGGUACCAACGAGAUGGGGAUAUGCCAAGGUCUCGGUUACUCAAGAGCAUCCGUUGGACUAAUGUUGGACACCAGAAACAUACACUAGCGCCACAAGAAAGCUGAUGGCAGUGUUUUCAUAAAGGUAAAUAAUGGUACAUUUAAGUUUGAAAAAGGUUCAGAGAAAAAUAUAAAAAAAGCAGUUUUUAUUACAGCAUUGUAGGUUUAGAUAAAGUUCUAAAAAUAAUUUGAAGCGUUGUUGCAACAUAUUCAUUGACGGGAAAGCCUGCUCCAGCGUUCCCGUCCAGGAGAGCUAAGAAGAAGCUAAAUGCCCGGUUUGUUGAAGACAUUGUGCUCACAGUGGUAUCGAAAUGUUGCGUUGCGGCAAAUCGAAACCGGAAGUCAGAAAGUCAGUUUUAAAAAGCAGAAACUUAAACACUAUCUAUAAUGAUAAUAUGCUAAGAUGUUAUAGGUUGGUUCCGCUGGCGGGAGUGAAGACCAGUGAGGACUUGAGGUUGAGGCAGCAGGCUGAUUUCCCAUACGAGCUAAUUAAUGCAAUGUUAAGUACCUAGCUAAAUAUUCUUUAGAUCUUGUACUAAGUAUUUUUAAUAUCUGUAUAGUAGUAAUUAUAAUAAAAAACAAAAGUUCAAAUGUAAUUAGGCAGUAGGUCUGCCUAAUUACAUUUGAACUUUUGUUUAUUUUUUUUUUAAAUUGAUUUUAAAUUCCUAGAUAUAAAUCUAGUUAAGGCUACCACUAAUUCUGCAACAGAAGAUGCUAAUCAGAAUGAAAAAGUAUAUUUUCUAUAUAGUUUAACUGAACUAGUAUGACUCUUCUUCAGGUGUUCCAGAUCUUAGAUUUUUAUACAUCAACAGAAAAUGCUCAUCAGACUGACCAACUUUUGUUAAGGCGCUUUUGUCAUAUCUGUUAUAGUGUAGCUGGUGGCUGUUGGAGUUCAUCAUCAGGUGUUCCAUAUCCUCGAUUUUUAUACGUCAUCAGAAAAUGCUCAUCAGACUGACCAACUUUUGUUAAGGCGCUUUUGUCAUAUCUGUUAUAGUAUAGUUGGUGGCUGUUGGAGUUCAUCAUCAGGUGUACGUCAUCAGAAAAUGCUCAUCAGGGCGAACAAUUUUUGUUAAGAUAAGAUCGAGUUUAUUGUGCAUUCGUUUCGAAGCGAACAACCAGAAAGAAAACUGUCCUUGAAAAAUUAACUUAGGGAAAAGUGCCUGUUAUUAAAAUCAAAUGAAUAAAUGCUUUUUAAUGUAUUUUUUUAAAUUCAAUGCAAUAUAUAUAUUAACCCUGUUUUCUAUAUAUUUUCCUUUCAUCAGCACUUGAUCACAAUCAUAAUAUGUUUCAGUAUACCUUUUAACCAUGUACUUUAUUGUGUAGGUACUUACAUGUUAUAUUACUGAUAAAAAAUUAUACAUAAAUUUAUAUUUAAAAAAUGGCAAGCCCUUCUGGCAUAAUAGGGACCAACACUGUUUGAAUGAGUUUCUUUCGGCAUUUCUUCUCAGCAGUGGUCGUUCCGAAAUGCUAGUAGUUUGUAGCUUUGGUAAACAUCAUUUAAUUUAGAAUAUGACGUGAAAAAAUGCCUGUGAAGGCC
Molecule: messenger RNA, 3048 nt
Organism: Plodia interpunctella (Indianmeal moth)
Lineage: Eukaryota; Metazoa; Arthropoda; Insecta; Lepidoptera; Pyralidae
Product: protein insensitive-like
Exons: 14
Coding region: 176-868 (230 amino acids)
Biological process (GO): negative regulation of Notch signaling pathway; positive regulation of neuron differentiation
Cellular component (GO): nucleus
Molecular function (GO): DNA binding; transcription corepressor activity
Source: RefSeq, a predicted model, not a curated record